AUGAAGAUCUACAUGGGGGUGAUUUGUGGAAUCGGAUCACCUGCCAAUAUCCCGAUCAUUGUAAACAUUUCAAAAUUUCAAUCCCGAUGCCCUGCUUCAUUUUUGCUCUGCUUCCUGGCCGUCAUUGAUAGCUCUGCUCCUGUUGCUAAACUUAUUGAAAGAAACAUUUGGGCCCAUGACGUAGAGCGUGGCCGGUUUGGCUGCGAGACGAUCGGCGUUCCUUUUAGAACACUCACGGUCAUCAGAAACUGGACAGUCGUUGUAAUAUGUGCUGAGCGGUGCAUAGCUGUUUGCGAGCCCUUCAAGAGAAACGUCUGGAUCUCUAAGAGGCGCCGCAAACGUGCCUUGUCUUUGAUUUCG
Messenger RNA from Lymnaea stagnalis (great pond snail), 360 nucleotides. Lineage: Eukaryota; Metazoa; Mollusca; Gastropoda; Lymnaeidae. The record is from the annotation of a GenBank genome assembly.